GUGUGAGUGGUGAGUGUCCGGGGAGAGCGGUGUAGAGGCGUCCUUGCAGUGCGCGGGUCCCGGCGCCUCUGAGGUCCUCUACCCGCCAUUUUGAAACCCAAGCCGUUAUGGCCGACGCUAGAGCCACUGCCUUGGAAGUUUUGUGGUGAUUCCUAACGUUGCAAUGCGAGUGUGCCCUGUUCCAGUGUGUUGCGUUAUGCCAGAAAGGCCCCAGACUGUGUUGGCGUGACCAGUGGUGAUGGAAACUGUCUGAGUGGCGAGAAAACGUCGUGUGUGAGGUGAGGGACGCGUCGUGCGCCGUCCUGGACUGACUCGGGGUUUGUUGUGAGUCCGUUUGUAUUGUUUCCUCGCUUUUCUCUCGUAGCGAAUAUGAUUCCUGGGCAGACUAGACUAGACAUAACCAUGGAGGAGACAAACGGAGGGGGCAUGCAGGUGGACUCUCCCCCUAAGGUGGGAGGGACAGUUGAGCCCCCACCAAGAGAGGAACCUAUCAUAGAUCCCAUUAAUGACAUUGUACAGCCUCCCUUCACCCCUCCAUCUCAUAGACCUGGACGUGUUACAAAUCAGCUUCAGUACAUCCAGAAGCAAGUGAUGAAGACUGUUUGGAAACACCAGUUUGCUUGGCCGUUUCGCCAGCCAGUGGAUGCCAUGAAGCUCAAUUUACCUGACUACCACAAAAUAAUAAAGCACCCUAUGGACCUGGGCACUAUUAAGAAACGCCUUGAAAAUAAAUAUUAUUGGAGUGCCAAAGAGUGUAUACAAGACUUCAACACUUUGUUUACUAAUUGCUAUGUGUAUAAUAAGCCUGGUGAGGACGUAGUGUUUAUGGCACAGGGUCUAGAAAAGAUAUUUUUAAGAAAAGUGGCAGCGAUGCCCAAGGAUGAAAUUGAAGUAGAGGAUGCUACUAGCAAAGGUGGCAAGGGCCGUAAAGGUCGGACACCAACAGUGCCAGGAACAAAGCCUCCUAGACCUCCCUCAGUCCCUUCUGCCCCUUCUGUGACUGCCCCAUCCACAGUGCCAGUGGUCACGGCACCUCCUGUUAUGAAUGCUGUUACAGUUGGGGGUGUCACCAGCGCUAGUUCGCCAGCCCUGUCCAACUCGCUCUCUUCCCCACCAACGGCUACUACCAUGGGGUCAUCUCAACUGCCACUACCCUUGAGAGUAAGCACCCCACCAACCACUACCACUGUGCUGGGUUCUACUGCUCAGCCCACCGUCCCAGCACCUGCAUCAACAAACUCCUUUCCUCCGAAGGGGAUUAAGAGGAAAGCAGACGCAAUGAAUCCAAUGAUUGGCAACUCUAAUUUAGAUGCAUUUUCACCGGGGCUAGGAGAAAAGAUGGGGAAGAUAUCCUCUCGGAGAGAGUCAGGCAGACAAAUCAAGAAGGUAAACAAGGAUUUACCAGAUUCUCAGGAACUUGUGUUCGCCACUGCCAUCUCUCCACAAAGUCUUGGUCGUAUCGUUAUGGAAACCUGUAAUGCCAUCAUCACUGUAUUGAAGGAGCAUAUUAAGAUCCCCAAAACAUCAGACGAAUGGUUAGAAGUUGCUGCAGCAUUUGAGAGGACUUGGCAGUUUCCCCAUUGUAUCGGGGCGAUCGAUGGGAAGCAUGUGCAAAUUAAGAAACCUUGUGGUUCUGGUUCAUACUACUACAACUACAAACAUACAUUCAGCAUUGUGUUAAUGGCUGUUGUUAAUGCCAGAUAUGAAUUUAUGAUGGUUGAUGCAGGUGCCAAUGGUAGAGUAUCGGAUGGUGGGGUGUUUGGAAACACAAAAUUUGGUAAGAGGCUGAAAGAAAAGCAGUUAAAUAUUCCAGAGCCAAACGCCAUGCCUGGGUGCCCUGGAGUUAUGCCAUAUGUAUUCAUUGCAGACGAUGCCUUUCCUUUACUUGAUAACCUCAUGAAGCCCUUUGCACACAGAACAAAUGACAAAAUCACAAGCUGUCUAUAAUUACAGACUGUCACGAGCUCGACGGAUUGUUGAAAAUGCUUUUGGAAUAAUGUCAUCAUGAUUUAGAGUUCUUUUGUCUUCCAUUAAUGUAUGUCCAGCAAAAGCUACAACAAUAGUAAUGGCAUUUUGCUAUCUUCAUAACUACUUAAGGAAACGAAACGUGCAAGCAUAUCUAGAUCCCGGAUUUGGUGUAGACGAUGUGAGUAGGACGCAGGGUAAUGAAGGGAAUUUUAGAUCUGACAAGCAACCUAUUCCGCUGGCACCAACAUGUUCUCGUAAUGCUACUUCGUCUGCUAAGACUGUAAGGGAUGCAUUUUGUAAUUACUUCAAUAACGAAGGGUCUGUUUCUUGGCAGGAGUCUAGGAUUGACAUGUAAUGCAAAAUCAUUUGUGUAUUCUAUAAUCUUUGUCAAUGUCAAAAUCAUGGAUUACACUAUUUGACUGCCAA
Molecule: messenger RNA, 2394 nt
Organism: Scylla paramamosain (green mud crab)
Lineage: Eukaryota; Metazoa; Arthropoda; Malacostraca; Decapoda; Portunidae
Product: bromodomain-containing protein 3-like
Exons: 5
Coding region: 370-1947 (525 amino acids)
Biological process (GO): chromatin remodeling; regulation of DNA-templated transcription
Cellular component (GO): nucleus; chromatin
Source: RefSeq, a predicted model, not a curated record